This is a messenger RNA of Drosophila persimilis, 1373 nucleotides long. RefSeq lists its product as uncharacterized. The record is from RefSeq and is a predicted model, not a curated record. Bases 187 to 1197 code for a protein of 336 amino acids. The transcript has a single exon. NCBI's taxonomy places the organism in Eukaryota, Metazoa, Arthropoda, Insecta, Diptera, Drosophilidae.
CGAAGCUAAAUCAAUUCUAAUCAUUCCCAAACGUUUGAUUCGAUUCUUCAAUGGUGUGUAGAUCUAAUUGUUUGGGCCCCUUUGGACAUUGAUCGUUAAGCUCUUGAAAGCUAUCAAAAUUUGAAAAAAAUCAGUACAAAAACCCCUUCAGACCUCUGCUUAAUCCUAAUAUCAAGAUCCUUCACGAUGUGCAACUUCUGCAGCCAGCAAGAGAGCCCCUGUCCGCAGAUUCCCUACGCUUGUCCGAACUGUCCGGUACGGGACAUCACCAGGAGUUGUUCGCUGCAGCGGAGGACCAUCAACCGAGAGCAUCUACUGCCGGACAAGAACAGGCCAUACCCGAACCAGUGCGACACGAUGCCCGAGAAAUGGCUGGAGCUGAACCGCAGGCUGAUCGCCACGAUGGCCGAGAAGAUGCAUCGCUCAACGCAGACCAUCCACUACAUGCUGCUGCGCCUGCUUCACGCCAACUACGCCGGUGUCUUGCAGAUCGUUCGCAGGCGACGGGCGUACAAGGUUCCGAUAAGUGGCUACCCGGACGCCCUUUUCUCCAACUUCUCUCUGUUCAACGAUCUGGGAUAUAUCACCAUUCCAAUGGCUCCGGAGGCUGUCGGCAAGCUGAUGCGGAUGAUGCAGGACUAUGUGUCCCAAAUGCAGCUGCUGAACCGCCAGUAUAAGUGGUUCAGAAACGGCCAGGACAAGGGCGACCUGGUGGGCCUGCUGGGGAAGCAGGACGAGCUGCUGAAGCUGCUUCGUGCCCUGUUUAGAGACAGCGACUCGACGUUCAUAAAGGAUAUGCUCAAGACGCUGCUCUAUCUGGAUCUGUUCGUUGUUUUCGGCAAGUGGACGGUGGAUCGAAAGCGCUCCAACAUGAUAAGGGGUAUCUCAGACCUGUACGCGGGCGUAGCGGGCUCAAAAGCCCAGAUCCCGACUCGUUCUCCAUUGAAAGUUACUGCAGAAAAGAUGGCAAAUCCCCCAAUUUGCUCGGCAUAUAAAACAGCAGAUCCGGAGACCAGGACCAUGGUAGCAACACCCAAGCCAUCGCGAGACAACGAGCUCCUUAAGAUCUUCAAAGAAUAUUUGGAAACCAGGAAGGCUCCGUCGGAAGACUUUAUUCUGCCGUUCGGCAAAGCUCGUCUGACCCAAGUUCACGAAAGUCGCAGCAACAAGACCACCCACCGAAGAAGCGUAGAGUAAUCAUGAGAGGCGCCUGCUGGCGAUGGCGGCUGCCCCAAACGUUUGCUACGUUUUGUGGUAGCUGCUGUUGCCAUCGGCUGCCUCCUGUAGAAAUGCAGUUUGUACAGUUUUGUGGUUGUCCCAUCGGAAUUUAGUUUAAAUUUGAAAUAAACUUGUGUAAAGGUGUACAAAGAGAA